This is a messenger RNA of Osmerus eperlanus (European smelt), 369 nucleotides long. RefSeq lists its product as uncharacterized. Lineage: Eukaryota; Metazoa; Chordata; Actinopteri; Osmeriformes; Osmeridae. Gene Ontology annotation, molecular function: ubiquitin binding. The transcript is spliced from 4 exons. The record is from RefSeq and is a predicted model, not a curated record. Gene Ontology annotation, biological process: endosome to lysosome transport; protein modification process; protein transport. The coding region runs from base 61 to 369 and encodes 102 amino acids. Gene Ontology annotation, cellular component: ESCRT I complex.
AAACAUGUUGCAUUAGAAAUAUGGGUUGCACUUUCCCAGUGCAAAGGUCUCCAGGCCACGAUGGAUAAAUAUGUUUUCAACGAUGGGAGUGUGAGGGACUUGAUGAGCCUAACAGGAACCAUUCCUGUCACGUUUAAUGGUCAAACGUACAACAUCCCAGUGCAACUAUGGUUGGAGGAGAGUUACCCGAGGUCGGCUCCCAUGUGCUAUGUUAAACCUACCCAGGAGAUGAUGAUUGUGAGAAGCAGACACAUCAACAGCAAUGGAGAAGUCCUUCUACCUUACCUACAGGAGUGGAAACACGUUCACAACAAUCCCAGAGAUACACAGGGGCGAGUUCAGACCCAGGAACUUCCUACACAUCUUUGA